Molecule: messenger RNA, 870 nt
Organism: Mytilinidion resinicola
Lineage: Eukaryota; Fungi; Ascomycota; Dothideomycetes; Mytilinidiales; Mytilinidiaceae
Exons: 2
Coding region: 1-870 (289 amino acids)
Source: RefSeq, a predicted model, not a curated record
AUGGAGCAGGCCGGAAAAGCAAAAUACCUCACUCAGGCAUUGGACGAGAGCAUCACCGGACUUGUGAAUCUAGCCUCUCAUUGGCAGAUUUCUUAUCCCAACGACAAUGUCCGCUCGCCUUCGGUUGACAAAGCAUUUCCUUUUUUGGAUCUGCCGCUAGACAUCCGGGUCAUUAUCUACUCCUAUGUCUUAUCCUGGCCAACCCUAACUCGGAACUUCUCACGACUCGGGUCGUCCGAGGCUGUUUUACCCAAUGCUCGCAAGCAGUUAUCGACUGCAGAUCGAGAGAAGAUUCGCGACAAGCCAAGACUGAUCACACCAGUCAUAUUCCUCGUCAACCGCCAAAUUAAGAAUGAAGCCCUUGGAGAGCUUGCUAGAAUGCCAAUAAUCAUAGACAGCCCACCUCUCUGUGUAGCUCUCACCAACCGGCCUUUCGAAAUUACCGAAUUCAUCUCAGCUCCGCUGCUCAAGAGCUGUCGCCGAGUGCUGCUCACUAUCAAUACCGACCUGACGCCGGGCAAUGACCUUCUACUCUACCGCAGCGACCUCAAAUACUGGAAGCCCUGGGAGCAGUGUCUCUCGUCCCUAUUCCUAGACGUCUGGGCACCCGGUACCCACGAUCUACAAGUUCUGGAUGUCGAGAUUGGAGGGGUAUGGUCCGCUAAGCAAUUUCAGGAUCGAGAAAUCAACAAGAAAGAAGCCAGCAAAAAGAAACGAUCGCCACAUCUCCGGAGCAAGUGCUAUCGCCAGAGUGUUCUUCAGCAGAUUCGGUUCGGCCUCAGGUCGCUUGGUCCGGCUGUCAAGGUGACGGUUCAGGAUCCGGAUGGAUCGGACAUCAAGCAUCUGCUAACUAAGGCCCCUCGAACAUAA